Fusarium sp. VM40 is the source of this 1812-nucleotide messenger RNA. Lineage: Eukaryota; Fungi; Ascomycota; Sordariomycetes; Hypocreales; Nectriaceae. The record is from the annotation of a GenBank genome assembly.
AUGGCGCCUCACGAUGUCGAGCGCGGCAGCAUCAGCAAGAUGAAGGAGGAGUCUCUUGCGCCGGGGAGCUCCUUCAGCAUGCGCGAGCCCGACUACAACGACAUCUCCGCGCCGUCGUACUGGGGCCGUUUUGUGGAUGGCUUCAGGCGCGAUCAGCGGUCGAGCCUCUUCACGAAUAAUCCGCUAGGCCACCAUGAGGGCGCCGAGAGGGUGCAUGACGGGGCGCAUUACUACGAUUUGCAGAGCGCUAUGCUAGAGACGGCUAACUCUGGCCUGGCGAGGGAAUUGAAGGGGAGGCAUUUGCAGAUGAUUGCCAUUGGAGGUUCAAUCGGUACCGGGCUUUUCGUCGCAUCAGGAAGAGCGCUGGCAGAUGGCGGUCCAGCGUCAAUAUUGCUGGCUUUCACCAUCGUCGGCGCCAUGCUCUUUUGUACAUGUCAGGCGCUGGGUGAACUUGCUGUCAUCUUCCCCAUCGCCGGAUCGUUUUCAGCGUGGGCUACUCGAUUUAUUGAUCCUUCGUGGGGUUUCGCCAUGGGUUGGAACUACGCAUUGCAGUGGUUAAUUGUUCUACCACUCGAGAUCAUCGCUGCAUCUCUAACCCUCUCAUACUGGGACGAGAGCCUCAAGCGCGCCAUUUUCGUAUCGGUAUUUCUCUUCGUCAUCAUAGUCAUCAACAUGUUUGGCGUGAAAGGUUAUGGUGAAGCCGAGUUUAUCUUCUCCAUCAUCAAAGUGAUUGCCGUCAUCGGCUUCAUUCUUCUCGGUAUCGUUCUCAACUGUGGCGGAACGCCAGAGAGCGGCUACAUUGGCGGCCGUUACUGGCAAAAUCCUGGCGCUUUCAACAACGGUUUCAAGGGAAUGUGCAACGUCUUCGUCACGGCCGCGUUCUCCUUUGCUGGCACUGAGCUUAUUGGCCUCGCUGCCGCUGAGACUGCUAACCCGCGAAAGUCACUCCCAACAGCUUUGAAGCAAGUCUUCUGGAGGAUCACUCUCUUCUACAUCGUUGCCUUGACGUUGGUUGGACUGCUUGUUCCGCAUAAUGAUCCUCGACUUGUCGGCGGGACCAGUGAUGCAGAUGCAUCUGCAUCGCCCUUCGUCAUCGCCAUUGAAGAAGCAGGCAUCCAGGUCUUGCCGUCAGUCAUGAACGCAGUCAUCCUCACGGCUGUCCUCUCUGUCGGAAACUCUGCCGUGUUUGGUUCAUCGCGUACCCUCGCCGCUCUCGCAAACCUCCGCCAAGCUCCCAAGAUCCUCGGCUACGUCGACCGCAAAGGCCGCCCGCUUGUCGCAAUUGCAAUCGCCAGUGCCUUUGGUCUCAUCGCCUUCCUCGCCGACCUCCCUGAGCAAGGCGCUGUUCUCGACUGGCUCAUGUCCAUCUCCGGCUUGUCCACAAUCAUUACGUGGGGCUCCAUCUGCGUCUGCCACAUCCGCUUCCGCCGCGCCUGGGCUGCACGAGGCCGCUCCGUCUCAGAGCUCCCCUUCCAAUCCCAAGUCGGCGUGAUCGGCUCCUGGGUCGGCAUCACCCUCAACGUCCUCGUCAUCAUCGCCCAGUUUUGGGUCGGUGCUUUUCCCAUCGGCUGGAAAGAGAUGACGAGCUCCGGAGUCGCGCGCAACUUCUUCCACAAGUGGGUUGGCGCACCCUGCGUGAUCAUCUUCUACAUAGUCCACAAGAUCUACUUCCGCACCACCUUUGUGCGUAUACAAGACAUGGACGUCGAUACCGGACGGCGGGAUUUCAAUGUCCCUAUUCUUGUGACCCAGGAACGCGAGGAGCAAGAGAGCUGGCCGCGAUGGAAGCGAUAUUACAAGUUUAUGUGCUAA